AUGGCUCCGGAUACGAGCGGCAUCGUCAAUCUUGAGGAUGGUUCUCAUCCCAACCUCAACUUAUCGAAGUUGAACAACGAGGCACCGUUUUUCAAGCUCUUGUCCAAGGACAUUCGUCUUAUGAUCUACAAGCUUGCGGUUCGUGAGGAGAACCCGAUCAAGCCGCAGCAGGUCAAGGCUCAUUCCAACAAGUUCGUUUGGGGAGGCUAUGAAUUGGAUGCCAAUAAGGAGAAGAAGCCCACUGGCCAACAGCUUACGACCGUCUCACUCUCACACACCUGUCGUGCGAUUUAUAGUGAGCUUGAGGGUUGGUGUCCUUUCUACCGCGUGAACGAGUUUCAGUUUGAUCAGGAUGCACUUGAACUCCUAGCUUUCUUGUCGGCCAUCGCACCGCAACGCCGAAGAAACAUCCGUUAUAUCAACAUCCACCUCCUGACUCCCGGGUUCGCCUAUCGAUCUUUUGAUGGCAUGUGGUGGCCUACCCGCGAUUCUUUGUGGCGCAUAAAGCAGGAAAGACGUGUAAGCAAGCAUAUCUAUGCUCUACUUGGUCAGUGUGAUGAACUCAAGAAGCAUGAGUUAUCCGUUACCUAUGACUUCCGCCAGGUUGAAACCGAGCAGACCGUCUUUGCCCUGCUGAAAUGUCUGGCCUGGGCCCGAGAGCCGUUGGAUGAGAAAUAUGUGAGAGUCGUGCAUGUACGACGACUCCGACGAAGCGAAGCUCCAAACUCGAUGUGGAGCUUGCCUUUCUUCACUCCCCGAUUCAUCGUCGGCGAGACUGUCAACAUCCGCCGACAACGAACCGGUUUGAACGGCCCUCAGUGGUUCGACGACAUGGCCAACAAUCAUGGAUUCUACGUAGACGCCGUUGCGGCGGCUCACAUCCACUUUCCAGGAGACAGACGUAUUCCUUGCGACAUCAUGAACAGUUCCGGUCCCGUCUCAACUCGUACGAGAAGCAUGCGCCGCCUACCAAACUCAGCAGGUAUUGCGGGACAUCCUACAUCCUUGUACAACGCGGAAGGUAUUUUGAAGGAGCCAGAAAUAGUAAAGGCGAAGGAAGGCCUCUCUAUCGUUGGCAUUCGCUGGGGUGGGGAGGAUGUGCAAUGCAGAUUUGUGUCCAAGUAUCCCGGCGUUCUACCCGCCGAUCCCUGGGUGAACCUCAACGCCCUCCGCGCACCUCAAUACGAGAAGCGAAUCCGUCACUACUACAACGAGAAAGUACUUUCUUACACAGAGAUUUACCAGCAACUUGGUACCACGGCCGCGAAUGUCGUCCCGGCUCAGAUUGCGGCUCUAUAUCAGGUAGCGAGAGCCAUUCCAACCCCGGCGGAGACCCUGAAGGCUGCGGGCGGAAUCGAAAUGUUCUACACUGACCGUAUGUAUUCACUACGACACAAGAACGGACCUAACAAUGGUUACCAAAGGAGAUGGGCGAUCCUUGAACGCAAGUGGCAGAAUUACCUGUCUCGACUGUAUACCGUUUGGUAUUGUUCAGUCUGAGCUAACGGCGCUCUGGAUACCCCUUAAGGCGAUACGUAUUUUCUAUAAAGAACACCUAGGGAUCUGAGAAGGGUACACUUUGUGUUUGAGAAGGUUGCAUUCUGUAUCCGAGAAUGGUACAUUGGUUCAUCCGAAACAUCUUGAUGAGUUUUCGCCCUUUGCGCAAGGGCUCUAGCUCUUCACACUCUACCGUCAACGAAACUCUGGCCGUCCUGCGCUGGCACUGAAAUUGUAUUGUAUUGUUAGAAACCAUGUAGCUAGUUCGCGGAAUGCGUCGCUCGCGAGGCACCGCUAUUAAUUGACCUUGAUGCAUCUAAUUGG
This is a messenger RNA of Hypoxylon trugodes, 1821 nucleotides long. RefSeq lists its product as uncharacterized. NCBI's taxonomy places the organism in Eukaryota, Fungi, Ascomycota, Sordariomycetes, Xylariales, Hypoxylaceae. The transcript is spliced from 3 exons. The record is from RefSeq and is a predicted model, not a curated record. The coding region runs from base 1 to 1500 and encodes 499 amino acids.